UCGUCCACGGCUCUAAAGCGCCUGGAGAAGGAACUGAUGGACAUCACUAAGGACCCCCCUCUCUUGUGCUCCGCGGGGCCGGUGGGGAAUGACAUGUUCACAUGGAGGGGGAUCAUCAUGGGUCCCCCCAACAGCCCCUAUGAGGGAGGGGUCUUCUCCCUAAAUAUAUACUUCUCACACGAUUACCCCUUUCAACCUCCAUGGAUUUACUUCACCACCCGGAUAUUCCAUCCCAAUAUUGACAAAAGAGGUCAUAUCCAUGUAGAUAUUCUUAAGUCCCAGUGGUCGCCUGUGCUUACCAUAUACAAAGUAUUGUUAUCCAUCACCUCCAUGCUAUGCAACCCCAACCUCAAUUACACCUUAGUUCCAUCCAUUGCGAGAAUGUACUUGAAGAAUAGGGUUAAGUAUAAUACUAUGGCGCAAGCUUGGACGAGAAAAUACGCCAUGUGA
Molecule: messenger RNA, 450 nt
Organism: Artibeus jamaicensis (Jamaican fruit-eating bat)
Lineage: Eukaryota; Metazoa; Chordata; Mammalia; Chiroptera; Phyllostomidae
Product: ubiquitin-conjugating enzyme E2-17 kDa-like
Exons: 1
Coding region: 37-450 (137 amino acids)
Biological process (GO): ubiquitin-dependent protein catabolic process; protein polyubiquitination
Cellular component (GO): nucleus
Molecular function (GO): ubiquitin conjugating enzyme activity
Source: RefSeq, a predicted model, not a curated record